AUCAUUCUUCCCCAUGUAGUCAGCGAUGUUCAUGCUCCACUCUUGCGCAUUGUCGAAUGUGACGCUCAAACACAUCCUUUUGGGAGUACCCAGUCUAAGACUUUCGCCUGUCAAUAAUUUUUUACACAGUCUCUUCAGUCAAGUGGAUGUAUUUUUUAAUCAAAAACUGGUAUCACCACAAAGUAACACAUACCCAUACAGAGCAUACAUUGAGAAUACUUUAAACUAUGAGUCUACAGCGAAAAUUUAGCAAGUUCCAUCAAACAUGGCAGAAUACUCGAUCUCAUUGGACCGUUACAUUGUGACGUUUUCAACCAGGAGAAAUAUUUGUUAAACGGCGUUGACAUGCAGCUACGGCUUGUUAGAUCUAAAGAUAAUUUCUGCUUAAUGCAAUCUGGAACUGGGGAUUAUAGGGUCCAUAUCACAGAAGCUACGCUACUCGUGCGGAAAGUGAAAAUCAGUCCGAUGAUUCUUUUAGCUCAUGCUAAAGCUCUGGCUCAGACACCUGCGAAGUACCCCAUAACAAGAGUCGAAGUAAAAUCUCUUUCUAUACCUGGCGGUAUACAGCGAGAGACUCUCGACAAUGUUUUUAUCGGUCAAUUACCGAAACGAAUCAUCGUAAGCUUUGUCACAAAUAAGACUUUCAAUGGAGCACCUGCCAAAAAUCCGUUCAAUUUCCAACAUUUCAACAUGAAUAAUCUAUCGCUCUAUAUUGAUGGCGUUCAAAUACCCAGCAGGGCUCUUCAACCUGCAUAUGAUAAAGAGUUAUCAGUCCGAAACUACUAUACUCUCUUUAUGGGAACUGGUAUUCACUACGGAAAUACAGGAAAUGGCAUCGGUCGUACGGAAUAUAAUCCGUUCAAUUUCCAACAUUUCAACAUGAAUAAUCUAUCGUUCUAUAUUGAUGGCGUUUAA
Molecule: messenger RNA, 915 nt
Organism: Cephus cinctus (wheat stem sawfly)
Lineage: Eukaryota; Metazoa; Arthropoda; Insecta; Hymenoptera; Cephidae
Biological process (GO): deoxyribonucleotide biosynthetic process
Cellular component (GO): cytosol
Molecular function (GO): ribonucleoside-diphosphate reductase activity, thioredoxin disulfide as acceptor
Source: RefSeq, a predicted model, not a curated record